GACUUCCGUGCAGGCGGCGCGGCGAUGGCGCAGCACGGCCCGAGCGUCACGCUGUCCCUCACGCUGCCCAUCACCUGCCACAUCUGCCUGGGGAAGGUAACGGCCCCGUGGCGGCCGCUGCCCGGCCCUCUCCGCCCGCGCGCUGCUGGGGUGGGGGGAGGAAGGCGGCCGGCCCGCGCCUGCUCGGAGGUCCCGCCGUGCCCUCUGCGAACAGAGGGGCGAUCCCGUCUGGGGGUGGGAGGGAUCGUUGCCGAGGGGCUGCUGGCACCGUGUGGGUGGGGGGAACCCCGCGGGACGCCCCUGGAAGCCGUGAGGGCCGCGGGCCCCAAAACGCCGUCACCCCUCCUCCCCCUUCCUUCGCACACACACACUCGAAACUCGGACUGCGGGCGUAGUGCUUUCGGAGUGGAGAUUUUGAGGUUUUGUCUUCUGAUAGCUGUGGGAGGUGGAGCAGCUUAGGAUGCAUGGCAGGUCCGUCACCCAGUUAUCUGUGUCAACAACCAUGUCUUCUGUUCCAUUUGUAUUGAAGUCUGGUUGAAGAAUAAUAAUCAGUGCCCAGCUUGCAGGAUUCCCAUCACACCUGAAAAUCCUUGCAAAGAAAUUAUAGGUAAGGACAACUUGAGGCUUUGAAAUAACUUUUUAGUGUUUACUGCUGGAGGAGAUUCUUUCAGGUCCGAAGAUGUCUGGGUAUUUUUUCCAUCAAAGCACGAUCUGACUGGAAGCAUGCAUAAUAAGAUAAAAAUUCCAAAGACUGUGUAUAAUAAUGACUUGAUUAUUCAAAGACAGAAAGCACCCCACCACUGCAAUUAUUUUUUCUUUUGUAACUGCGGGUUGGACAAUGAUUUUAACUGGAUAAAAUGAAUCUAACUUCAAAUAUCUUACCUAUGUGUUGACCUAACAGGGUAGCAUGUAGCCGAGAAUUUGUGUACUUAAAUCCACAAUCUUGAAAGAGUAUGUGUUCUUUUUAACUCUUGGUUGUUUUUGUGGUUUUGUUUACCAUGUCUUUUUUGCUUUAUUUUUAAGAAAGUGUUGACGGUGCUUAAGAGAGACAAAGCUACGAAACUUGAGUGAGGAUAUGAACUUCCUCAGGGCUGAGAAAUACUGGAAUCUUGACUUGACAUAAAAUACCAAGACUGUUAUUUAUUUCUAAUAGAAAUAUAUAUAUAUAUCUGAACAGCCUUUACAAAAAUAUGCUGUCAUAUGCUAAAUAAAUGUAUGUGUGUUGGUUUUUAUUGUGUACUUUUUUCCUUUCUGUGUUGUUUUUGGCCAUGAUACGGUUCACUUUCUUCCUAGGAGCUGAUGUAGUGCAGGGUUGUUGAUUUAGGAAGAGAAUGAUAUUGAUAACAUACCAAUGUGUUAGUUGUUGCUGAGUAGUACUAAUACUAAAUCAAAGACUUUUCAGCUUCUUAUGCUGCCUCAAGUGUGACAAGCUGGGAGUGCACAGGGAGCUGAGAGGUAACCAAGCCAGAACAGCUGACCUAAACUGGCCAAAGGGAUAUCCCAUACCAUAUGACACCAUACUGAACAAUAAAACUAGGGUUGCCCCAGGCGGGGGUUGCCUCUGGGAACUGGCUGGACAUCAGUUGGUGGAUGGUGAGCAGUUGUGUUGUGCAUCAUUUAUAUAUUCUUAUUAUAUAUUUGUUACUGCUGUUAUUAUUUUCUCUUCCUUUUCUGUCCUGUAUAAUGGUCUUUAGUUCAAUCCACAGGUUUCUUUUUUUUUUCCUCAUUCUCUCUCCCAUCCCACUGAGAGUUGGAGAGUGAGUAAACAGCUGCAUGGUGCUGAGCUGCCUGCUGGGUUAAACUACAACAGACCUUUUGGUGCCCAGCAUGGGGCUCAAAGGGUUGAAAUAACGACUGAUCUGACUGGAGCAUGUAAACACAAAUUUGUCAUAAUAUUGAUUUUCCUAAUCUUCAAGUUCUGUUGUGUAGCACCUUACUUGCUGUAUAUUAAAGUUAUUAUUUUGCUGUACUGUAUAAUACUGGUCUGUGCUCUGAUAAAAUUGCCAGUUGUGAGACUAAUCUGGGUUUUGUAGUCAGCACUGCUGUCAUUUCCAUAUUUCAGGAGCCAUCAGAAAUUAUUAACAAUUAACACUCUUUACUCUUCGGGGAGCCAAUCUGUAGUGGAGGUAAGAGGGACACUUUCCUCUGUUCCUUCACCCCUCUCUUUUUCCUUCUCUUCCAGGCAAGUAAAGUAGAUCUUGAGAAUCUUGAAUAUCUUUGGAAUGUUCACACCAAUAUGUUCCUAUCGCUUUGUCUCCUGAUUGUGUUCCAGGUCUUGUUUAAGGUUAAACAACUAUUUACAAAUAUGUCCCAGGGAUCUGUUCCUGGGCUGAAUAUGAAUAACCACGUUCCUGGUUGUGAGCGUACGGGCAGGCACCUGGAAUGGUGAGCACCCCCAGUGUUUUGGAACUUCUUCCAUGAACAAAUGCAGGAUCCUUAAAAAUGGGUAAAAUGUUUGAAGAAGGUGUGCUGUCGCUCUGGCAAUUCCAAAGAGACACAAAUCAUGCAACAUACAGGGGCUGAGUCUAUGCUUACCACACUGCACUUAACACUGCUCUAACCCCUGCAACAGGUCAUGCAGCUGAACUGGAAAACUGACCCGUGUAGGUAUCAGUUGUGCCUGUAGACAAGGCAAAACAGUGGAUGCUAAAGUCAGCUCAGCUCAUUUAGUAAGGAAAGAAGCUCCUAUGAAGAAGAGGAAGGAGGAGGAAGCGGAUAAGACAGGCUACUGUGAAGCAGAGCCAUCAUAAGAACAGGAGGAGGAAAAGGCAGAGGUUAUAAAUGAGAUAAGAACCACCCAAUGCCUAUCUCUACGUGAGUUAUGUGAAAAGAAUUCAGCUGUUAUCAAGGUGAGCACAUAGUCACCUGUCUGCUCGGAGGCUGGGAUAGUGGGGCCAGGAGUCUAGAUAUAGUGGGUUGCAAAGCCAGGCAUCUGGGAUGCUUCUCUAAGGAAGGGGACGUUGACAAAACAAUUGGAAAAGGGGAACAAACCCUCAGCCUCUGGAAGAGACUCCUGUCAGCACUUUAAGAAAGACUACUCCAAGAUUCCCAUUCAUCAGCUGAUUCAUCAACAGGAGAGCCAAGCAGUCAUAAGCCAGACUCACUCACCCUUCAGUAGUCCCAUAUGGCCAUUGCAGAAGUCCAGUGGAGUGUGGAGGCUGACGGUGGAUUAUCGUGGCCUGAGUGACAUCAUGCCACCACUGAGUGCUGAUGUGCCAGACAUGCUAGAACUACCGUAUGAACUGGAGUCAAACGCAGCCAAGUGGUAUGCCACAACUGAUAUCACCAAUGUGUUUUUCUCAGUCUCUUUGACAGCAGAGUGCAAGCCCCAGUUUGCUUUUGCUUGGAGGGGCAUCCAGUACGCCUGCAAUUACUGCCCCUGGGGUGGAAAUGCAGCCCUGCCAUUUGUCAUGGGCUGAUCCAGGCUGCACUGGAACAGGGGGAACCCUGUUCAGGGUGUGGCUGGGCAUCAGUCAGGAGGUGGUGAGCAAUUGCAUUGUGCAUUGUUUGCUUUCUUUGUUCUUUUAUCAAUGUUAUUAUUAUCCCUUCCUCUUCUGUCAUAUUAAAGUCUUUAUCUCAAACUACGAGUUUUACCUUUUUUUCGGAUUCUCCAUCCCAGUGGGAGAAGUAAACAAGCACCGGUGUGUGGUGCUUAAGAUGCCUUCUGGUUAAACCACAAUACCCUCCCUUACAUUUGUUUUAACAGUGUGGUCUUAAAUAAGGCAUGAAUCUGUCAAGGGUAAUACAAAGUUGAAAAAAUUCAAAUGUUGUCUUCCUGCUGUGAGACAGGAUUUUGUCUUCUAAACAUCACUAAUAGAUUCCAUCUAAGCUGUUAUGAAAAUGUAAGGUUGUAGUUUCCCAUGGUAGUAGAUUGGUUCAAUAUUAGCUAUAUUUGUAGCUGAUAAUACGAAAAACGCUGCGAGGUGGAUUGCUAGUAAUAAUAAUAGUGGCUUUUUUUCUUCUGUGCUGCUUUAGGAGGAACAAGUGAAAGUGAUCCUACAUUUAGUCCAACAGUUAGAAAGCACCUACGUAAAACGAGGCUUGAAUUGCUCCACAAAGAAUAUGAGUAGCGGCAGUGUGAAGACGUCGCACAUUUUUCAGGGAAACUUGUCUUAUAGCAAGGAGAAUGAAAGAAAGGAAACGGACACCGAUGAAAUAGAAUCCCUGCAAAAAGAAGUGGAAGAACUGAAAGACAGAAAUCUCAAUUUACAGACACAACUGAAAUCUCUUCUGGAUCCUACAGUACCAGCUUUGUGUUGCCAAAAUGAAGAAACUAGCCAAUCAGCAGAUGAAGCAAGUACCAGUGGCCCAGAAACCCCAGAAGAAUGGAGCAAAAAGCUGAAAGCUGCCAACGAUAUAUGUGAAAAAGUAAUAGAUAAUGUAGAAAAGUUAAAGGAGGCAAAUAAGAAACUGAGCAUGGAGAACAAUAGCCUUUUAAGAGAGAAUUUGCGACUAAAAGCUGAAGUUGAUAGUAGAUCACCUCAAAAGUUUGGUAGGUUUACCAUAGCUGCGCUUCAGUCCAAAGUAGAACAAAGCGAACGUGAAAUGAACCGUCUAAAAAAGGCACUGGAAAGAAGUGAUAAGUAUAUAGAGGAAAUGGAGUGUCAGCUUUUACAGCUGAAAAGUGCAGGUGAAGGAACUCGGACCAUAAGUGCUGUUAGUGAGCAAGCACUUUCUGCAGAUGCUAAAGGAACUGAAAGCAAUGAAGAUACUACAUGUUUGAAAACCCAGGCUGAGGAGAAGAAAGUUGUGACUACCAGUCACAGUCCUGACAGUCUUGAACAGCUAGCAGAUAGUGGAACAUGUUCAAGCUCUUUGAGUCAGGAUGGUUCAAAAGGUUCAAACACCCAGAGUAUCCCAAAGAAAGAAUUAUUUCCAGGAUGUCAGGGAGUCCAUCUGGAUGAAAAUAGUACAAGUAUGGAUACUUGCUUAGAGCAGCAGUGGAAUAAAAUUGAGGAAUGUACCCCGUAUAAGGAUGAGGAACUUUAUGAUCUUCCAGCACCAUGCACUCCUUUUCUGUCUCUUAGUCGCCUUCAGUUGAACACUCCUGAUGGAAAAGAAAACACAGAGAAGACGUCAACAUUCUUGAGGAAGCUGAAAUUUGAAGAGUUUUGUGACACUUCAGAUGACUGCAGCAAAGAUUCUCAAGAACACAGCACAAGCAGUGGAAAGAAGCUAAAUUGCUUUUCUGUGGGAAAAUCAGGUUUUUGGGGCACUUGCCCAACUAGUUUCACGGAGAACUUAGAUUUUGAUGAAUCAGCGCAAAAUUCAGCAGCUGGUCAGUCAGAUGAAACAUCAGCAAAGUCCAGUGAUAAAACAAGUUCAUGCUUGCCUAAAAGGUUACAUACUCUCUGCUCUUCAGAAAUGAAUCGCACAAGAACCUCCAGUGAGGCAUCUAUGGAUGCUGCCUACCUUGAUAAAAUUUCUGAGUUGGACUCGAUGAUGUCUGAAUCAGACAAUAGCAAGAGUCCAUGCUAUAAUUUUAAGUCCUCUGAUCUUGAUAAUUCUUCGAAGUCAACAGAGGCCUCUAAGCUUCUGGAUGAAACUGAGAAGAAACUGGAAGGGAUGAAUGAAGAACAGAGCAUGAAGUGCUCAGAAACAAGAGAUCUAUCAGUUGACAGAACUGGAUGGAAACCUGCCAUGUUUUCCAUCCUAUCCCCAUCUAGACUAGAUGUGAAUGACCACUUUCCACUAUUUACAGGCCAAAAUGUAGUAGCUAGUGAAAUCAAACCUCCAAACUGUUUAUUUCAAAGAGAGUUUUCCCAGAGCCUGCUAUUCAGUAACUCACAGAGGCUGUUUGAAGAACAAAAGUUUGGAUCAUGCUUUUUAAAGAUGUCAUCUGACCUGCACAAUCCACUUAAUCCUCCUUGGGUGCCUUCCUUUAUUGCUGAAAAGAAAAAUAAAAAUGUCAGUCAGUCGACCAAGAGGAAAAUUCAGAGCAGCAUUUCCAGUGCUAGUCCAUCAAAAACUACCAAAAACUGAUUCUGUGUGGAAAUCAAAUGUGGCUUAAAGUCAUCAGUCUGCAAAUGUUUAAUAUUUACCAAGUGAACUUUCUUUUUUUAAUGAUUUCCAUGGAGUCUGAUCCUGCUUUCUUCCGACUGAGUGAAAACUGAACAUUCUCUUGCCCAUUACAAACUUUCCUAGGAAAGAACCAUUCCAGAUGGGAAGAACCAUUCCAGAUUCUCUUCUUUGGCUGGACAUUUUGUUUACUUGGAAUUUUUAUGGCGUGUUUUUUUUUUUUUUUUUCUGAAUUUUCAAGUUUCAUGAUCUUCCAGUUGCUAGCACAGUGAAUGGCUCCCAUGAGCAGGACAAUUUUAAGUGAUCUUGUCAAACCAGUCAUUUAUGUAAGAACUUGCUUUAAAGGUUACAUUUUCCUUUCCUGAAGAUUACUUUUUGUGCGCGCAAGGCAGCUACUGGCUAUAUAUCCUAUGGAUUCAUGAAAUUGCUAUAAAACAAUGUCAGUUUUGCCAUAAAACUUGCCUCCAAGAGGAAAUCUUGCUGCUUAGAUUGUUUCAUGGCACUGUACUGUACCAGAAGUCUUGUUUUAAGUAGGUGUAAGGUAGCAGCCUUUUUCUUUUCAGGGUUACACUAGUUCAGUUAGAAAACAUUGCUUCUUUAACACUGCAAACGUGGCUUGUAUUUUUUUGAAGUUAAGCACAAUUUUUAAUUUAGUUCCCAAAAAGCGUUGUUAUUCUAAAUGUGCUCAGUAUGCCUGCGUAGACCAUAAAAAUGGGUUUGUAUGCUAAUGACUUGUUUAUCUAAUGUGCACUGAACAUUUUACAUUAAUACUGUACCAUUUUACAUUAAUACUGCAUGCUUUUCUAUGUGAAUUGAAUAAAACAUGUUAUAAGCACUGUAA
Molecule: messenger RNA, 6859 nt
Organism: Gallus gallus (chicken)
Lineage: Eukaryota; Metazoa; Chordata; Aves; Galliformes; Phasianidae
Gene: RNF219
Product: ring finger protein 219
Exons: 6
Coding region: 4063-5982 (639 amino acids)
Biological process (GO): protein monoubiquitination; regulation of DNA replication
Molecular function (GO): ubiquitin-protein transferase activity
Source: RefSeq, a predicted model, not a curated record